UCUUAAUGCUUAGAAACCUCGACUUUUAUUAUUGGGGAGACAUUACUCCUGGAGUCGCUAAUUUGGCAGCAAGGCUGAAUACCAGAAUGAUCUCCUCCUACACAGGGCCAACCAGCCUCACCUUGGUGCAAGACAACGAACUCAUCAGUAACUUUCCAACUGAUGCUGUGUUUACUACCACAGUUGCCUACAACCUUGUUGCCUCUCAAGCCUAUGAUAUCGAAAUCGACUGGGUUGAUUACGGAGGACCUGGAGGCAUCACCCUCAAGUGGGACAUCGGCGCUGGCUCUGUACCUAUUCCUGCAGAGAGGUUUGCAAUAAAGUCUGAUGUAGGAAAUUCUCCAAUUCAGAUAUCUGUAGGAUGUCAAUCGAAAUAUGAGCAAACUCCUUCAACUACUGAUCAGUGCAGGCCUAAAUGAGGGGAUGGAUUCGUAGUUGGUACUGAAGCUUGUGAUGAUGCAAACACUGCCGGUGGAGAUGGGUGCAAGUCUGACUGCACUGGUGUAGAGACUAGUUGGGUCUGACCAGGGGGAACAACAAUGACUAAAAGUAUCUGAACUGAGUGCACACAAGGUUUUUACCAAAACGACCCAUCAAACCCAACUUACUGAGUAACCCAUUGAGGAGACGGAUAUAAAGUAGGCACAGAAGUCUGCGACAAUGCAAACACUGCUGAUGGAGAUGGGUGCAAAGCUGAUUGAACAACAGUAGAGUCUAGCUGGGCUUGUUCAGGAGGUUCAUCAAUAUCAAAAAGUGAAUGAACUGAAUGCACUUUGGGAUUUUAUCAGAAUUAUCCUUUAAACCCUACAGCAUGAAUUACUCAAUGAGGUGACGGAUAUAGGGCAGGCUCAGAACCUUGCGAUGAUGACAACACUAUUGAUGGUGAUGGAUGAUCUUCAAGUUGAGAUGAGGUUGAAAUUGGAUGGAGAUGAGAUCAAUCUAGUCCAACUCAAUGUCAACGAUACUAUAAAUCUAUCCCUUUAAGUGACCAAGAAAAGGCUAUGCAAGGCUCGAUGAUUUCAAUUAUUGCAGUUGUAGUAUCUCUCAAUAUCAUUGGAGGAAUGAUGAGUAAGUCAUCUACAAAUUCUGUAUUAUCUUCUUUAAACCAGCUCCAACUCUUGGUGCUUCUAUUGCUACUAGAUAUCUUUCUGCCUUUGAAAGUGACAAACUAUCUCAGGUCUUUGUCAUCAUCUUUAUUUAACAUCAACAUUGACUGGAGCUUUUUCAUCGUAUUCAAGAAGCUAGCUGAUUGGUUCGACUACCCUCAAGAGAGAGUUGACUUCGAUAUGAUAGAUAUCAGUUCUGGAAGCACGUUCCUCAACCUAAACAUACUAAUUGCAAUCAUGAUGGUAUUUAUUGUGAGCCAUCUUAUCUUCAUGCUACUCGAAAAAUGUAGCAAGAAGUCUAAUCACAUCAUCUCCAGAUUCUUCAGGAAGGUAUGCAGCGCCUUCACAUUCGGAAUGUAUGUAGUCUUGAUUUAUGAAGGAUUUAUCAACUUAUGACUGUGUGUAUUUUCUGAACUGAGAAGGUUUGAGGUAACAAACUCUGGUCCUGAGCAAGCUUCCUCCUACUCAGCAUUCUUCUUCUGUGCGUUCAUACUAGUGAUUUUCUGCACUGUGGUAGGAGUUUGGAUAAACACAAAAACCAUCAAAAAGAAGUUCUUACGACGUGAACUAUUUGAAGGGCUCAAGCCAGCCAGGAUGGCUAGGCUCCAUCCUCUGAUGUUCUUAUUCAGAAGGGCUAUCUUGUGCUUGAUGAUAAUCCACUUAAGAUACUUGCAGAGAUCUCUCUUCCUUGGACUUUAUUCAGUGGUGAACUUGGUCCACUGACUUAUGAUAUGUGCUAUUAGGCCAUUCCAGAAAGUCUCUGAAAACAUCACAGAGGUAGUCAAUGAGGUGUUUUACCUUGGAUUUUGCUCAUUCCUCUUCUUCCAUUGCAAGGAAACAUACUGGAACAAUACAAAAGCUUCAAUUUAUUACUGGGUGUUGGUCUCAAAUAGUAUUUUCAAUGCUCUUUUCUCAAUAACUGUCUUUAUUUACACAGUUAUUAAGAAGAGUAAGAACGCCGCAAUAGAUCCAGAUCAAGGUGCAUACAACAAUCUUGAAGCGAAUCGAGAGCAAAUAAGUUUUAGUCUCCAACAGAUCUCCUACUAAGCUAGAAAGAAUGGAUCGACACCGUGCAUGCUCUCUCAGAGGUAACAAUAGGAGUAGGUUUCCCUUUGCUAAUUCAGCUAUUUUUCACCAGACCAGCUAGAAUCUGCGAGAGAAGCUCUAGAUGUACGGUGCUAACAUUAAGCUGGACAGUUAAAUUGAAAUUCCUCAACAU
This is a messenger RNA of Moneuplotes crassus, 2325 nucleotides long. The record is from the annotation of a GenBank genome assembly. NCBI's taxonomy places the organism in Eukaryota, Ciliophora, Spirotrichea, Euplotida, Euplotidae.